Messenger RNA from Toxorhynchites rutilus septentrionalis, 1137 nucleotides. Its product is annotated as regucalcin-like. The transcript has 6 exons. The coding region runs from base 163 to 1095 and encodes 310 amino acids. NCBI's taxonomy places the organism in Eukaryota, Metazoa, Arthropoda, Insecta, Diptera, Culicidae. The record is from RefSeq and is a predicted model, not a curated record. Gene Ontology annotation, molecular function: gluconolactonase activity; calcium ion binding; enzyme regulator activity. Gene Ontology annotation, biological process: L-ascorbic acid biosynthetic process.
ACCUGAUAAUGCCGUAUUCUGGAGAUUAAUGGAAGUUCAAUCACUUUUCGGCUGUACAAGAAGCUAUUUAAGCGAAAUGUAAUAGGCAGUCCCCAGUAUUUCAACGGUAACAGUGAAACGGUUGGUUUGCGUGAGUGAUUUUUGCAAAUAGAGCAAACAAAAAUGCCGGAAUAUAAGGUCGAACAGCUGCCCUCGCCCCUCAAUGUGCUAGGAGAAGGUCCCCAUUGGUGCGGUGAAAGACAAAGUUUAUACUACAACGAUAUCUACGGAGGAACGAUCCACCGGUAUGAUUAUGCUGAUAACAAAACAUAUACGGCCACAGUUGACGGUUAUCUCGUUAUCGCAUUCAUAAUCCCCGUGAAGAGUAGCCAAACGGAGUUCAUUAUUGGAACGGGUAAGAAAGUGACCCUCAUCGAAUGGGACGGCAUCGCUCCGGAAGCGAAAUUUGUGAAAACAGUCGGUGAAGUUGAGCUGGAUCUGCCCGAUAACCGCUUCAACGACGCCAAGGUCGAUCCGAAGGGUCGGUUCUAUGGCGGGACCAUGCGACUCGAGGAGAAGGGCGAUAUUUUCGAGGCACGCCUGGGAUCGUUCUAUAGGUACGAUCCACAGCUGGGGAAGUUUGUUGUGCUCAAGACCCAAAUUGGUGUGUCAAAUGGAUUGUGUUGGAAUGCGGAGGGCACUUUGUUGUACUAUAUUGACUCGUGCGAUCUAGAUGUUAAGGAAUAUCACGUGGACGAAAAUGGAGAUUUGUCCAACGAAAGAGUGGUUACCAAUUUCCGGAUGAACGGAAAUCGCCCUGACUUUGUACCUGAUGGAAUGACUAUCGAUGCCGAUGGAUUCCUGUACGUGGCAACCUUCGGAGGUUCCGUUGUCUACAAAAUAGAUCCAUCUGAUGGAAAAACUGUACUGGAGAUCAAGCUUCCCGCAGAACAAGUGACCUCGGUGGCCUUCGGUGGCCCAUCCCUGGACAUUCUGUUCGUCACGACAGCCGCAAAGGAAUUCAAAACACCACAGCCACCCCCGGCAGGAGCCCUCUUCAAAGUGACCGGUCUAGGAGCUAAAGGAGUACCAAUGCAUAGCGUUGAUUUAAAUUGAACAUUGUUCGUUCAAAUUUUCCCGUAUAAUAAACCUCUCGAC